AUGGCGUCCAACGGAGUUUCACUUGGAGACGCCGAUACAAAAACGAGCUUGGAGAAGAUCAAGAGGCAGCUGGCAUCGAGCUCCGGUAGAAAUUUUGGCCUCUCCUCAAGCGAUCCGAGACGGUUAUUAUUCCAUGCUCCUGGUCUGAGAAAGUGGAACGAGAGAUGGGUAAUUUUGGACCCAACAACUGGGAAAAUGGAGUACAAGAUCAGGAGAAAUGAACCGACAGUCAAAGGAACCAUGGUAUUUGAUGCAAACAGCACCAUAACAAUUUCCCCUGUGAAUUUUCAGGGGCUGCCCAAGUACCAUGGCUGUUGUUUCUAUAUUGGGACACCACAGAGAAAAGAUUAUUUCCUUUGUGCAGAGACUCCUGUUGCUGCUAAAGCUUGGGUAUCUACUCUACACGCCACACAACUGGUUCUGAAGGCUCAUAAAGAAGCAGUGAACACCUUAAGUGGAACUGGGUCCACGAAGUUAGGAACAGUUGCCACUGUUGUUGCUGCAGCCAAUUCGACAGCCUUGGAAGCUUCCAAAGAAAUUGAAGCUGCAAUGCAAAUUUCUAUGAGGAAUGCCUUGGGAGCUAUGUUGACUAAGACACCAGAAUUUCCUUUGGAUGAUUUAUCCAUCAUGAAGGAAACCCUGAGAGUGAAAGAUGAUGAGCUGCAAAAUUUGGCGAGGGACAUUCGAGCGAGAGAUUCAACAAUAAAGGAAAUUGCUGAAAAACUAACUGAAACUGCUGAAGCAGCAUCCGCUGCUCAUACUAUGGACGAGCAAAGGAGAAUUGCUUCUCUUCAAGAGGCUCAUUUACGGCGUUCGGAGCUUGCAAAAGCUAGAGAACGUGCAGUGAUAUUGGAAGGAGCUGUCGUCCGAGCUGAAGAGAAGGUCCGGGUUACGGAGGUUGAUGCCGAAGCUAGAAUAAAGGAAGCCAUAGAGAAAGAAUCUGCUGCUGCCAAGGAAAAACAGGAACUGCAUGCAAAUGUAAAGUUGUUGCAAGAGCAACUCAAACAGCAGCAAGUUGAGACCAUGCAAGUUUAUACCGAGAAAACCAAGCCUUGUCCUGGCGUGGAUGGCGAUUUAACACUAACAAAGCACAUGGACCCAUCUCAAGAAAACGUGGAUAAAGCAUGCACGAGCAUCUCUAGGGCCACGACCGAGGCCCGGAUAGCCGAUGUUCGGGAGGUGGGGCCCGAUGCGGAUAGAAUGAGUGUCGACAUCUCUGUGGUCAACUUCCCAAUCAACGGCCAUCAGGACCACCGUGGAUCUUCUGAUCAACCUUAG
Molecule: messenger RNA, 1278 nt
Organism: Striga hermonthica
Lineage: Eukaryota; Viridiplantae; Streptophyta; Magnoliopsida; Lamiales; Orobanchaceae
Source: the annotation of a GenBank genome assembly